Molecule: messenger RNA, 1703 nt
Organism: Cornus florida
Lineage: Eukaryota; Viridiplantae; Streptophyta; Magnoliopsida; Cornales; Cornaceae
Product: potassium transporter 6-like
Exons: 5
Coding region: 1227-1703 (158 amino acids)
Biological process (GO): potassium ion transmembrane transport
Cellular component (GO): membrane
Molecular function (GO): potassium ion transmembrane transporter activity
Source: RefSeq, a predicted model, not a curated record
GCAAACCACUUCUCUCCUUUCCAACAACUCUUCGUCUAUUUUGCUUCUCCUAGGCUUGUUUCGCUUUCCUUCUCCUUCUCAUCCAGUGUUCCAAGUACGUAAGUGUACGUUGUCAGCUAACCUUUCUUUUCUCUCUUAUUAUAAUCUAAAGUGGACUCCUUUUGCGGUAGUAGCUUCGCGAUAUCGUCGUCGUACAAAGGUGUUGCUUGAUCCUUCUUCAACUGUUCGGGAGCUAGAAGCUAGAGUAAUGCCAGGCCCAUAAGCUUUACAAGAAAAAAGACCAAAAUACACACUCUGUUCUUUCUCACAUUUUCUCUCUCUCUCUCUCUGCAAUUAUAACUCCACCUAUAUGUGUGUGUUUGUGACAUAUGGUUCCUGCUUAGUGUUGCCAUCCUCUUUUUGAUUUCGAAAUGGGUCUGAAUUUGUGUAUGUAUAUAGACAGUUCUUUUUAUAUGGGUCUUCUACAUGAUUUUUGAUUUUUUUUUUUUUUGAAAGGUUAUUUUUCUAGUGUUGCCUUCUUUUUCAUUUCGAAAAUGGGUGUGAAUUUGUCACCCCCUCCUUGAUUUUUGUCUUAUUCUCUCUUCUAAUCUCUUGAGACUUGGUAUAUAUAUAGUUAUAUACUUGAUGCAAUGUUAUAUAUGUAAUCCAACUUCUAUUAUAUAUCCAAAAUUUCUUUUCUUGCUUUUUGUGCUAUUCCAAUGUUUAUUAGUAUGAUCUUUGAAGGUGUGACAAUUAAGGAGCAGAUUUUUUUGUUCCCAAACAAGCAAGCACCGGACAAACCCAGUUUGCAAUUUUCUCCCGUCCUCCUCCGCCGUUCUCCUCGCCAAUCUCCUCUACUUCAGGACUAUCAUGGAGUGGAAACAGUAAUACUGGCAUUCCAAUCACUAGGAGUUGUAUAUGGAGACCUUGGAACAUCUCCCCUUUUCGUCUUCUCCUCUAUUUGCCUCUCAAACACCGGUGAAGACGAUGUGCUCGGAAUAUUUAGUCUGAUCUUCUGGACUCUAACUUCAAUUGCGUUGAUUAAAAAUGUGUUCUGGUUCUUCGAGCUGAUGAUCACGGAGACGGUGGUACAUUUGCUCUGUAUUCAUACCUGUGUCGUCAUAUUAAUUUCCGGAGCAAAUUUACCCCCAGUAUGAGACUGUACCCCCAAGAAGUGCUAUAAAAUCUAGGACUACGAAGUUCCUUGAGAGAAUUCAGUUGCUCAGUCCCUCUUAACUUUUGUGGUGAUGCUGGGAACUUGCAUGCUAAUUGGCGACGGCGCUCUGACUCCUGCCACUAGCGUUCUCUCAGCCCUUCAAGGGAUUGACUCUAUUUCCUCAAAGAUAACACAAAAACAUGUUAUUGUCCUGGCGGUUGUGCUUCUCAUAGUCCCCUUCAUUUUCCAACAAUGUGGCACCAGUAAAGUCGGCUUCUUCUUCUCUCCAAACAUGAUAGUGUGGUUCUCAUCAAAUGCUGCAAUUGGCAUUUACAAUAUCGUUCGCUAUGAACCAACCAUUUUGAAGGCUUUGUCACCUCAUUAUAUAAUCAUAUUCUGUCAAAGAAAUGGCAAGAAUGGAUGGGAAGUCCUCGGGGCAGUGUCCUUGUGGAUAACAGGGGCUGAAGCCAUGUUUGCUGAUCUAGGCCACUUCACCAAGACAGCAAUUCAGGUAACCUCUGCGGACUCGACAUUCUCACAAAGUUUUGCCACCAUGGGAGCAACAUAA